AUGGCUCAUUAUGGACACUUGCUACACAGGCACUUGAGAGAGAUUCUUGGGGAAGCUUCUGGCUACCAGAUGCUGCUGGCCAUGGUGACUUGCAGGAGCCUGAAGCUGAAGAAGUCAUUCAUGCUGCAAAAGCGCCCGCUGCCCGCAAAGGCUAAGGACUCGCCUUCCAGGCCCGGAGUCGAACCCAUCUCCAGAGUCGGCGGCGAGGGGCGGGGCGAGGGGCGGGACCGCAGGGCUGUGCGCGCGCGCUCCCGCCGCCUUCUGCCUGCCCGUCGCCCAGGGCCGGGCCGGCGGGCGCGCCCCCGCUGCUCCGUCCCCUCCCCUCGCCCGCCGCGUCGUGAGGCGCGCGCCCGCCCGCCGCCUGCCGCGGAUCGCGUGGUCUGCUCUGCUCGCCGCGCCUCUCCCCCGUCCGUCCAUAUUGCUGCAGCCCCCGAGCCGGGAAGCCCGGGCCGCCCCGGGGGCGGGGGGGAGGGAGGGACGGGACUAGAAGCCUGCCCGGCUCGGGGUGGGGGCGUCUUGCGAGGAGCGGGCGGGGGGGGACGCACGCCGAGGAGGCCUGGACCGCAGAGUGGGGAGCCUUCCUCCCCCCCCGCCCCUCUAGUGGGCCUCGGAUUUACAGCGGCUGCACCUAACUGGGAGGGGGCCGCGCCUCGCGUGAACCCCAACCCUUCUUCGCAGGGACUGGGGCCCAGCGCCCCUGAGGAAGGCGUCGCGGGCGCCCUACGAGCCAAGUUC
Molecule: messenger RNA, 735 nt
Organism: Callithrix jacchus (white-tufted-ear marmoset)
Lineage: Eukaryota; Metazoa; Chordata; Mammalia; Primates; Cebidae
Source: RefSeq, a predicted model, not a curated record